This is a messenger RNA of Chaetura pelagica (chimney swift), 2060 nucleotides long. It is a transcript of the gene SMOX, whose product is annotated as spermine oxidase. Gene Ontology annotation, molecular function: polyamine oxidase activity. NCBI's taxonomy places the organism in Eukaryota, Metazoa, Chordata, Aves, Apodiformes, Apodidae. The coding region runs from base 28 to 1719 and encodes 563 amino acids. The record is from RefSeq and is a predicted model, not a curated record. The transcript is spliced from 6 exons.
GUUCCUUAGAAAGAGAGCUUGGACGGCAUGCAAAGUUGUGAAAUAUCUGCAGACAGCACGGAUGAUCCUCUCAGUAGUGGCCUACGGAGAAAGCGACAGCCUCGAAUAGUCAUCGUCGGUGCUGGGCUCGCGGGCCUGUCGGCAGCCAAAGCGCUCUUGGAAAGCGGCUUCACGGAUGUAACGAUCCUCGAGGCGACCGACCGAAUCGGAGGCCGCGUGCAAAGUGUGAAACUUGGGCACGCCACUUUUGAACUGGGAGCUACGUGGAUUCAUGGUUCACAUGGAAACCCAGUCUAUCAUCUAGCAGAAGACAAUGGUUUACUUGAAGAGACAACAGACGGCGAGAGAAGUGUCGGACGGAUCAGUCUUUACUCCAAGAAUGGGGUGGCUUAUCAUCUUACCAACAAUGGGCAAAGGAUCCCGAAAGAUGUGGUUGAAGAAUUCAGUGAUUUAUACAACGAGGUCUAUAACCUGACUCAGGAGUUCUUCCAACGAGGUAAACCAGUCAAUGCUGAGAGCCAGAACAGUGUGGGCGUCUUCACGCGGGACGUCGUGCGCAAGCGGGUCAAGGCCGAUCCGGAUGACACAGAGGCCGUCAAGAGGCUGAAACUAGCCAUGAUCCAGCAGUACCUGAAGGUGGAGAGUUGUGAGAGCAGCUCCCACAGCAUGGAUGAAGUCUCACUCAGUGAAUUUGGGGAAUGGACCGAAAUCCCUGGGGCUCAUCACAUCAUUCCUUGUGGUUUCAUUAAAAUCGUGGAGAUCUUGGCCCGCUCCAUUCCCGAGUCUGUCAUUCAGCUCCGCAAGCCGGUCAAGUGCAUCCACUGGAACCAGUCGGUCAGCAAGGAGAUUGAGAGGGUGGCUGACCACAACAGUGACCUCCCCGAGGAGGACAAGAGCUCUGAUGUCUUCGUAGAGUGCGAGGACUGCGAGUUCAUCCCAGCUGACCACGUCAUUGUGACCGUGUCCCUGGGAGUCUUGAAGAAACGCCACGAGAGCCUGUUUCAUCCCCGCUUGCCUGAGGAGAAGGUGAUGGCCAUUGAGAAACUGGGAAUCAACACCACUGACAAGAUUUUCCUGGAGUUUGAAGAACCUUUCUGGAGCUCUGAAUGCAACAGCAUCCAGUUUGUCUGGGAAGACGAGGCAGAGAGUGAGAGCUUGACUUACCCUGAGGAGCUGUGGUACAAGAAGAUCUGCGGCUUUGACGUACUCUACCCACCAGAGAGGUAUGGCCAUGUCCUGAGUGGCUGGAUAUGUGGAGAAGAGGCUUUGAUCAUGGAGAAGUGCGAUGAUGAAACUGUGGCAGAAACCUGCACUGAAAUGCUACGUAAAUUCACAGGGAAUCCCAACAUUCCGAAACCCCGCCGGAUCCUGCGCUCCUCCUGGGGCAGCAAUCCCAACUUCCGUGGAUCCUACUCUUACACCCAAGUUGGAUCUAGUGGGGCUGAUGUAGAGAAGCUUGCUAAGCCACUGCCUUAUGCUGAAAGCUUCAAAACUGCUGUAAAGAGUUUUGUCUCCUUUUAUCCUCACUCCUGCUCUCCUGUGAGCCCAGCUGAGCUUCUUCUCUUCUCUUCUCCUCUCCAGCCAAUGCAGGUGAUGUUUUCAGGGGAGGCUACUCACAGGAAGUAUUAUUCCACAACCCACGGUGCUGUGCUUUCUGGGCAGAGAGAAGCUGCUCACCUCAUUGAGAUGUACCAGGACCUCCUGCAGUGCCAGACCUGAAAAGCCUCGUGUUUGCAACCACCACCCACUCCCAAAUCCUUGUACAGGUGUGUGGAGGGGUUCUUUUUUAAUUUCAGUUCACAGUAGAACAGCCUUUAUCUUUUCUAUUAAAAAAAAAAAAAAAAAAAAAAAAAAAAAAAAGCCCUAACUGUUUAAAAAAGUUAGUCAUCACUAGCUUUGUUUCUGUGUGCUGGAUUGUUAACAAGGAAGGGUGCUCCUUUUGUCUGCUAAACUGUCUCUUAGUCAUUUUAAUUUUAACUUCACUUUUGGUGCCUAUCAUUUAAUAUUAUUUUUUUUUCCCUUUCUGUAUUGUAAGUGCCUUCUAUACUAAAAUAAAUGUU